UUAGGUAGUAACUGCGCAUGCGCGGAGUCACGUGCUUUAAAAUGGCCAUGGAAGGAGAAGGCAUAAAGUUUAUAAACUCCUUGUCCUAUAGAUUGGCUGAGUCGUUUGGUUUUGAAAUUUUUGAUUAUUAUUCGACUGAUGCUGAUUUUUAUGACAUAUUGAAGAGUUCAGUUGACUCCCUUCCAAACUGCGAGCUCAAAGAUCAUUUGGUGGAGAACACCAGUCGUUACAGAGACCAGUUGAAAAGCCUGUUAGAGAGUAAAUUUAAGCCAGUUGCUAUUCCGAGCUCCUCUGCCCUCACUAAAGAGAGUGUUUCUGAGUCACUGAAAACAAUAAAAGCAUCUACAUCCAAUCCAAACCUCAGCAAGGAAGAGAUAUGCCACAUGUAUGAGCAAUUGCUAGUAAGCAGUUCUUCAAAUGAAUGCAUCAGCUUUAAAGAAAUAAGUAACGAGUGGGCGGAGUAUUUGGUUCAUUCAUGUGAUGGCGAAUCUAUACUCAAGGCCAUUGACUUUUAUUCACAAUGUCUCCUAAACACUCAAACCCUCAUAUUCUGCCUAGACACCUUCAUCUAUUUAUAUUCACAUUUACUGACAAUUGGAGCUACACCUUCUACCGAGAAGAUCCUCUCUGUUGUUUUUGCUGUUCACUUUUUGAUUUCCAGACCUGAGUGUGACAGUUGGGAUAUUUGCUAUGAUAACCAGCUAAGUGCCCUCCUAUCUAUUUAUAUCGAAUGCUGUCUGCUUAAUAGUGAUAGUAAAGGUGUUGGUGAUUUGUCUUCACAUUUGAGAAGGACUCUACUUACAUUUUCCAGCAAAGGAGUAGUUGCUUUGAGCUCCUUGCUACAGGUAAAUGUACCAAAUGGCAAAGAAGGUGUCGUUUUAGAAUUAAUAAAAUCAGUUCUCAAUUGGAUUCAGUUUAGUUCUUUUGGACUCCGUCGCAAUGUUUGUGAUUCACAUGUUUACUUAUGUUAUAUAUGCUGUCUCAAUUUUGCUAAACGUCUAAGCUUCGAAUCUUCAAAGCAUUUUGAAUCAAAGUGUUAUUUAAAGGCUCCAGCAUUAUUCUCUAAAUGGCUAUAUUCAGUUGAUUCAAGUAUUUGUGAGACAUUAGGAAUAAAAAGAAUAUGGUCGUCAGAACAGAUUCAGGAGCAUCUUCUCUCUGAUAUCACGAAAGAGAAAGAAGAGUUACUCUUAUGUCUUCUGUCUCACACUGACAGGACUACAGAAAAGAAUCCAUCAUCUAAUGAUUUUAGAGAAGAGACUAGGGAAAAGGAGGAAGUUCUCAAUGCAGAGAGUAAUGGUGUAUUUUUCCUUGAUAACGAAGGGGAAGAUAUAGCAGGCGUCACAAAGGAAUGGAGUAACGAAGAGGAGAGGAAUGAGGAAAUACAAGAGGCUACUCAUGCAGUCAUUCCCGCCUACAUGGAGACUAAUGAUACUGAAACUAGCCAAAUCAGUGAGGAAGAAUGUCCUAUGACUGACAAGUGUAGUGAUGCUAUUGCCAAAGAGGUCACUACUCCAGUACAGAAAGUUUCUAGUGCAAAGAAGCGGAAGUCACUUCUCAAGAAACUUCGCAAAAGCACUACCCCUCCCAUGAAGUUAAAGUUCUCUCCAAGAAUUUUAAGGAGUGCUACAAAGAAAAAGUUGCUGGCCAGUUCAGCUAGACUCAAAAAUUGAUGUCAACACAUUUCUAAUUAUUAUUUGUUAUUAUAUAUAAUAAUUCUUAUUAUAAUAUAUAAUAAAAGUAAAUGACCACUCUGUUGCUAGAAUACAACUAUACAUUGUUUGUGAGUUUAGUGCAUUUAAUUGUCAUGUUGUGUGUAAAUUUCAGCUUGUAUGUAUUCCUCCAUAUUGAACCU
Molecule: messenger RNA, 1852 nt
Organism: Amphimedon queenslandica
Lineage: Eukaryota; Metazoa; Porifera; Demospongiae; Haplosclerida; Niphatidae
Exons: 16
Coding region: 18-1670 (550 amino acids)
Source: RefSeq, a predicted model, not a curated record